Juglans regia (Persian walnut) is the source of this 1853-nucleotide messenger RNA. RefSeq names its product ACT domain-containing protein ACR3. The coding region runs from base 360 to 1706 and encodes 448 amino acids. NCBI's taxonomy places the organism in Eukaryota, Viridiplantae, Streptophyta, Magnoliopsida, Fagales, Juglandaceae. The transcript is spliced from 8 exons. The record is from RefSeq and is a predicted model, not a curated record.
GCUUACGAUUCCUUCGUCUUUUAGAGAGCGAGCGAGACACCAGCCUUAUUCUCUCCGUGCGUGCUUGCGUGUGUGCGUGUGUGUGUGUGAGAGAGAGAGAGAGAGAGAGAGAGAGAGAGUGUGUGUGGUAUUCCAACGUCGAGAGCAGAGCUACAAAAGUAGAAGAAAGAUCCAUCUUUCUGCUCUGCGCUCUCUGCUCUGUUCGAGAGGAUGCAAUUACUUCCAGUUUCAAUUUGACCUUUCAAGGUGGAAAGUCGUUGCUUUCAACGGUGGUGAAUCUCGCCAGCAAACCGGGUAGUGUUGAUCCUUCUGUGACACAGGAAAAGAGACACCGCUUGAUUGCCAAAGGUUUGAACUAGAUGUCAAGAGUUUGUUGGCCAUACUUUGAUCCUGAAUAUGAGAGCUUUAGCACCAGAAUUAAUCCUCCAAGGGUGUCCGUAGACAACAUUAGUUGCCAUGACUGUACUCUAAUCAAGGUUGACAGCAUUAACAAACCAGGAAUUCUGUUGGAAGUUGUGCAAAUACUGAUAGAUCUUGACCUCAUCAUUACCAAAGCUUACAUCUCCUCUGAUGGUGGAUGGUUCAUGGAUGUAUUUCAUGUCACGGAUCAACAAGGAAACAGGGUAACAGACAGCAAAACCAUCGACUACAUAGAGAAGGCUUUAGGACCAAAUGGACACGUGAAGGACAAGUUGAGGACUUGGCCAGGCAAAAGGGUUGGGGUACACUCUAUUGGUGAUCACACAGCUAUUGAGCUCAUUGGCAGGGACCGUCCUGGUCUCUUAUCUGAGAUCUCCGCUGUUCUUGCCAACCUCAACGUUAAUGUUGUUACAGCUGAACUAUGGACGCACAAUGGGCGAAUAGCAUGUGUUCUUUAUGUCAAUGAUAACACCACAAACCGUGCCGUAGAUGACCCAACAAGAUUAUCUGUAAUGGAGGAGCAGCUUAAGAACAUCUUGCGAGUACGUGAGGAUGACAAGUGGGAGGGCUGCACAAGUUUCUCCAUGGGGUACACCCAUGUUGAUAGACGGCUCCAUCAGAUGUUUUUUGCUGAUAGGGACUAUGAAAGAGGUGGAGUAACAACUGAGAUUGAUUAUCCUCCUGCAUUCAAACCAAAAAUUACAGUUGACCGUUGCGAGGAAAAGGGGUACUCAGUGAUUAGUGUACGGUGCAAAGAUCGUGCAAAACUAAUGUUUGACAUCGUGUGCACACUCACAGACAUGCAAUAUGUUGUUUUCCAUGCCACCAUUUCAUCAGAUGGCCCGUAUGCAUCACAGGAAUAUUUUAUUCGUCACGUGGAUGGGUGCACACUUGAUACCGAAGGAGAAAAGGAAAGGGUCGUUAAAUGUCUUGAAGCAGCUAUUCAAAGAAGAGUAACUGAGGGUCUAAGCCUAGAGCUCUGUGCAAAGGAUAGAGUAGGUUUACUAUCUGAAGUAACAAGGAUCUUGAGAGAGAAUGGAUUAUCAGUCACCAGAGCGGAUGUAACAACAGUUGGGGAGCAAGCAGUGAAUGUUUUCUACGUUAGAGACGCUUCAGGGAAGCCGGUGGACACAAAGACCAUUGAAGCACUUCGCAAAGAAAUUGGACACACAAUCAAGCUCAAUGUGAAGAAGGUCCCAGCAGCAAGUUUAAAGGCACCUGAGGCUAGUGGAUGGGCUAAAACGAGCUUCUUCUUUGGUAACUUGUUGGAAAGGUUCUUAGCUUAAAAAACUAUAUCCGUAAAUUGAUCCAAACAGACACAUUGGCAGUGUACAGAAUAAUGAAGCUGUCUGUGAUCAUUGUGGGCAGGCCCUUGUACAAUGGACAUGAAUGCUUACAAUGCUAUGCUGUCUGAACAUGGUUUUUCUUUUUUA